This is a messenger RNA of Camellia sinensis, 2126 nucleotides long. It is a transcript of the gene DIT1, whose product is annotated as dicarboxylate transporter 1. The record is from RefSeq and is a predicted model, not a curated record. Lineage: Eukaryota; Viridiplantae; Streptophyta; Magnoliopsida; Ericales; Theaceae. Gene Ontology annotation, molecular function: transmembrane transporter activity. Gene Ontology annotation, biological process: transmembrane transport. Gene Ontology annotation, cellular component: membrane.
CCGCACCACAAAAUGCUUCUUUGAAAUACAUACAGAUCUUCAAAUCUUCACUCUCUCUCUCUCUCUCUCUCUAACAACGCCAUUACAGCGAUGGCGUCCCUACCUCUCACCUCCUCUGUCAAUCUGGGUUUUCGAUCUCUGCCCACUUGUAGAACUCGGUCUUCAAAGUCAUCAUCAUCGUCAUCAUCAUCAUCAUCACCAACUCUCAAUCUCAAAUCCAACACUCAAAAUCAAAGAAACCACUCAAAACGACACUCACUGAUCACAAACCCAUAUAUUGGAACAAGCUUCACAUUUAAGUCCGUCACCAAGACCCACACCACCUACAAUUCUUCAGUUCCGACCCGAAAUCUCACUGUCAAAGCCUCGGCUGCUGCUUUUCCGGCGAAGCCGCCGCCGCCGCAGCCAUGGCAGGGGGCGGCGAUGAAGCCCUUAAUUGCUUCCCUCGCCACCGGAAUCAUCCUCUGGUUCGUUCCUCAACCCGCCGGAGUUUCCCGAAACGCCUGGCAAUUGUUGUCCAUCUUCUUAGCCACCAUCAUCGGAAUCAUCACUCAGCCGCUUCCUCUCGGCGCGGUGGCUCUAAUGGGUCUCGGCGCUUGCGUCCUCACCAAAACCUUAACCUUCGCCGCCGCCUUCUCCGCCUUCGGCGACCCGAUUCCAUGGCUAAUCGCUCUCGCCUUCUUCUUCGCCAGAGGGUUCAUCAAGACUGGUCUCGGCAACAGAAUCGCUUACCAAUUUGUUUCUUUAUUCGGUAGUUCUUCACUAGGGUUAGGGUACAGUUUAGUUUUCAGCGAAGCCUUAUUAGCUCCGGCAAUUCCAUCAGUCUCUGCUCGAGCCGGUGGAAUUUUUUUGCCAUUGGUGAAAUCAUUGUGCGUUGCGUGUGGUAGCAAUGUGGGAGAUGGGACAGAGCACAAGUUGGGUUCGUGGUUGAUGUUGACUUGCUUUCAGACUUCGGUGAUUUCGUCGGCGAUGUUCUUGACAGCCAUGGCUGCGAAUCCUCUGAGUGCGAAUUUGGCAUUGAAUGCGAUUAAUCAGACAAUUGGGUGGAUGGAUUGGGCCAAGGCUGCGAUAGUGCCUGGAUUGGUGUCUCUGAUUGUUGUACCUUUCCUUUUGUAUCUGAUCUAUCCGCCGUCGGUGAAGAGCAGUCCCGAUGCGCCCAAACUCGCCAAAGAGAGGUUGGCGAAGAUGGGGCCGAUGUCACGGAAUGAGAUUAUAAUGGCUGGAACUCUGCUUCUUACGGUGGGGCUCUGGGUAUUUGGAGGGGUGCUGAAUGUGGAUGCCGUUACAGCUGCCAUCCUUGGGUUAACUGUUCUCUUGAUAACCGGGGUUGUGACAUGGAAGGAAUGCUUAGCUGAAUCAGUUGCCUGGGAUACUCUCACAUGGUUUGCUGCACUCAUUGCAAUGGCUGGUUAUCUGAACAAAUAUGGUCUUAUAUCCUGGUUCAGUCAAAGUGUUGUUAAGUUUGUUGGCGGAUUGGGUCUUUCAUGGCAGCUGUCUUUCGGCAUCUUGGUUCUUCUCUAUUUCUAUUCUCACUACUUCUUUGCAAGCGGAGCUGCUCAUAUUGGUGCAAUGUUUACAGCAUUCUUGUCCGUUGCCAGUGCUUUAGGCACCCCACCCUACUUCGGAGCUAUGGUGCUUGCUUUUUUGUCCAACUUGAUGGGUGGCCUCACCCACUAUGGGAUUGGUUCUGCACCCGUCUUCUAUGGUGCAAACUACGUUCCCCUGGCCAAAUGGUGGGGCUACGGAUUCGUCAUCUCUGUCGUCAAUAUUAUUAUUUGGCUCGGUGUUGGAGGGAUUUGGUGGAAGUUCAUUGGGUUGUGGUAAAGCGGGUUGGUUUGAUUAAUUUGCCAACCCAAAUUUCAGUACUAAAUUGUCUCAUUUUUCAACACCCUGUGGUAUGAUUUUUCUUAUUUAUUUGUGUUUCAAGCAGGAUGUUAAUUUUACGUUUUCUUUUGUUGAUUCUUUAUCGUAGACAUAUGUUUUUGUUGGCCAUUGGCGGAGACCGUGUAGGAAAUGGUGGUAAAUGUAUAAGGUAUGUCUCUAACAGAAAGUAGAGAUAUUUGUACUUGAAAAUUUUGACAUGGCAUCAAAGAUGAAAUUUAUGACAGUGAUUAGGUUUUGAUCAG